AUGGCCUCAGAAAAUAAAUCCACAGUGAGUGAAUUCUACCUUGAAGGAUUAACGGAUCAGCCAGAGCUGCAGUUUCCCCUUUUCCUUCUAUUCUUGUGGGUGUAUGUGGUUACUAUGUUGGGGAAUAUGGCAAUGAUUUUUUUAAUUGCUGUAAGUUCUCAGCUCAAAUCCCCCAUGUACUAUUUCCUCAGCAACUUGUCCUUCAUAGACAUCUGCUACUCCUCUGUUGUUACCCCUAAACUGCUGGUGAAUUUUAUAGAGAACCAAAACAUUAUCUCUUACCCUGGGUGCAUGACACAACUGUUUUUCUUUUGCUUUUUUGCUAUUGAUGAGUGUUACAUGCUGACAGCCAUGGCUUCUGAUCGUUAUGUUGCAAUUUGUAACCCGUUGCUUUAUAAUGUUGUCAUGAACCCCAGAGUCUGUUCUCUCCUGGCAACUGGAGUUUAUAUGAUGGGAAUUGUUGGUGCCCUUGCACACACAACUUGCAUGGCCAGACUGUCUUUUUGUGGUCCUAAUCUCAUUAAUCAUUACCUCUGUGACAUCCUUCCUCUCCUGAAGCUAUCCUGCUCCAGUACUUAUAUUAAUGAGCUUUUGGUAAUGUUUGUCCUUGGAUUCAAUGUGUUGGCAACAAGUCUGACUAUUUUGAUCUCUUAUGCUUUUAUUCUUUCCAGUAUCUUCUGCAUUCAUUCUGCUCAGGGAAGGUACAAAGCCUUCAGCACCUGUGGCUCGCAUCUUGCUGCUGUGGCCAUUUUUUAUGGCUCCAUUAUGUUUAUGUAUUUUAAGCCAGCAUCCAGCAGCAACAUGACACAAGAGAAGGUAGCUUCUGUUUUUUAUACCACAGUGAUUCCUAUGCUGAAUCCCCUGAUCUACAGUCUAAGGAACAAGGAUGUGAAGGAGGCACUGAAGAAAGUCAUAGAGAGGAGGUUUUGUUGCAUAUAA
Molecule: messenger RNA, 939 nt
Organism: Monodelphis domestica (gray short-tailed opossum)
Lineage: Eukaryota; Metazoa; Chordata; Mammalia; Didelphimorphia; Didelphidae
Product: olfactory receptor 8A1
Biological process (GO): G protein-coupled receptor signaling pathway
Cellular component (GO): membrane
Molecular function (GO): olfactory receptor activity; G protein-coupled receptor activity
Source: RefSeq, a predicted model, not a curated record